Anopheles moucheti is the source of this 1668-nucleotide messenger RNA. Its product is annotated as esterase E4-like. NCBI's taxonomy places the organism in Eukaryota, Metazoa, Arthropoda, Insecta, Diptera, Culicidae. The record is from RefSeq and is a predicted model, not a curated record. The transcript is spliced from 3 exons. The coding region runs from base 1 to 1668 and encodes 555 amino acids.
AUGUGGCUCCGGAGUGUACCAUUACUCGUCCUGCUGGCGUUGAGUGUUCUUGGACAGACUGACCGUCCAAUCAUUAACACGUCCGGUGGACAGGUGCAGGGAACGACCGAAUCGUGUGGUCUCUUCUGCACGUACUAUUCCUUCAAGGGUAUUCCGUACGCGCAGCCACCGGUUGGUGCGUUGCGCUUCGCCAAUCCGGUACCGCACGGCGGAUGGACGGGUGUGCGUGAUGCCAGCCAGCACGGUCUAAGCUGUCCCUCGCCGGAUGGUUUGCCGAUCGAGGGCGAAGAUUGUCUGUUCCUGAACGUGUACAGCCCUUCGUUGAUCGGGACGCGUCCGGUGAUGGUUUUCGUUCACGGCGGUGCGUACGUCGGCGGUUCCGGUGAUGGUGCACUGUACGAUUCACGGUAUUUCAUGCCGGAAAAUGUGGUCGUCGUAACGAUCAACUAUCGGCUGGGUGUGUUAGGGUUCCUCAGCACGGGUGAUGGCAUUGCCUCAGGUAACUGGGCAAUAAAGGAUUGCAUCGAAGCCUUGCGGUGGGUGCAGAGCAACGUGCUGGCCUUUGGCGGAGACCCCAACCAAGUGACAAUCUUCGGCCAAUCGGCCGGCGGUGCUUUGGUACACUUCCUCACACUGUCUCCACUGACCACGGGACUGUUUCAGCGUGCGAUCGUUCAGAGCGGAUCGGCAAUCAACUCUUGGUCGCUGCAGCCGAAUCCACGCGAACAGGUGAACCGCAUGGCGACAGCGCUGGGAAUUGCCACAACCGAUACGGCCUCGAUGGUGGCCGCACUGCGCCAGACGCCCUACCGUGAUCUGAUCGCACUGCAGGGCGAAACCGGACAGGGGCAGGGUGUACCGCUGUUCCUGAGACCGUUGGAUUUCGCCCCGGUCGUUGAGUCGACCGGUGCAUCCGCCGCACUCGACCGUUUACCCAUCGAAAUCAUCGACAGUGGAUCGUACCGUACCGUGCCACUGAUGACGGGCUUUGUCGAUAUGGAUGCGCUGCUGUUUAGUGCCGAGGAAAUGAUCCGAAAUCCCGGCAUCUUCGGCAUGUUUAACAGCAAUCCGCACCUGCUGGUGCCACACUUCUGGAACAUACCGGAGGGUAGCGCGGCAUCGACGGCUGUCAGUCAAGCCUUCGCGCAAUACUACUGGCAGAGCCAACCGUUGAGUGCGGCGCUGCUGACGGAGUUCACCAACUAUCUGACGGACCAUCAGUUCGCCUACCCGCAGUUCGAAAUGGCUAAACGGCACGCCGCACGGUCGUCGGUUUAUGUGUACCAGUUCAAGUAUGACGGUGACUUAAACUUGAUGAAACGCUUCGCCGGCAUCACGAUGCCGGGUGCGGUGCAUGGCGAUGAGGUGUGCUAUAUGUUCUAUCCGGCAUUAUUCGGCGCAGGUGACAUUCCCGGCACUAGCCAUGCUUUGACGGUGCGCCAACGUAUGCUGCGCCUGUGGACGAACUUUGCGCGAUACGGCACACCGACUCCAUCGGCAGAUAGCACACUGCAGAACGUCAUCUGGCGCCCAACCACUUCAGGAUCGAUCGAUGGGGUGCUCAAUAUUGGACAUGAUCUGGUGAUGGAAACGAAUCCACUGUCCAGCCGGUACAACCAGUGGCUAAACCUGGCUCAGCAAUAUGCCAACAAUAUAUUUCGCGUUUAG